Linum tenue is the source of this 3850-nucleotide messenger RNA. The record is from the annotation of a GenBank genome assembly. Lineage: Eukaryota; Viridiplantae; Streptophyta; Magnoliopsida; Malpighiales; Linaceae.
CCUUUUUGUCAAAGUUCAAUAUUACAUGGAUUGUUCUGUAGAAGAAUACAGUAGAUGGACUACAACUGAAAUUAAAAAUUAAUCAUUCAGCCGGUCGCGAUAAAAACAAUUAUUUAAUUCCAUGCGUCAACCGCUGCCACUUUGUCCGUCAACUCCUCUGCAGUGGCACAGUGACCAACUACCGCGCUCGCUGCGUCGUCAAUUUCACCAGCGGAAAGUGCCCAGAAGUGAAGCAGGCAAUAUCACGUAGGGUUCCUUACUCCCUCCAUAUCCUCGCUUCCCUCCUCCGACUUCCCGACCCAUUCGUCGAUCCUCUCUCAGAAAAUCGAAGCUUGGAAGAUCGCCCUGUUCAAACGAGGCAGGCUUGCUCCUUUCACCUUUUGAUUUCGAUUUUGGUUCCCCCUGUUCGUGUUUACCAUCUCCAGGAUUCGGGCUUCUGAUCGAGAUUGAAUUGCCUUCUUCCGCAGUUGAAUUGCUGUUAGUGACUGUUCCCUCUGUUUGUGAACAUCUCUCAGGACAGGAAAUGGCUAACGCUGUGCCAGCCCAGCUCGAGCCAUGGUGCAACUUGUCAGACAAAGUGGUGCUGGUCACGGGUGCAUCUUUGGGUUUAGGCCGAGACUUCUGUCUCGACCUAGCGAAAGCCGGGUGCAGGAUAGUGGCUGCUGCUAGGCGUAUCGAUCGCCUGCAAUCUCUGUGCAGCCAGAUCAAUCAGCUCCCGUUCCCAGCCCCUCAAUCUUCUUCGUCCGCGUCAGGGCAGCCUACCAAUGGUCUGCGUGCUGUGGCGGUGGAGCUGGAUGUAUCAGCCGGUGGUGCUGCCAUUGAUCAAGCUGUACAGAAGGCUUGGGAGGCGUUUGGGAGGAUAGAUGCAUUGGUCAACAAUGCAGGCGUUAGAGGUAGUGUCAGGACCCCAUUGGAAUUGUCUGAAGAAGAGUGGAAUCAUGUGAUCAAGACGAAUUUGACUGGCACUUGGUUGGUUUCCAAGUCAGUUGGCAUCAGGAUGCGUGAUGCGAAGGUUGGAGGUUCCAUAAUCAACAUCUCAUCGAUUGCUGGUCUCCAUCGUGGUCAAUUGCCUGGUGGUGUUGGCUAUGUUUCUUCAAAGACGGGAGUUAAUGCCAUGACUAAGGUGAUGGCGCUGGAGUUGGGGGUGUACAAGAUCAGGGUCAACUCAAUAUCGCCUGGACUUUUCAAGUCCGAGAUCACCAAAGGUUUGAUGCAGAAAGACUGGCUCACUCGGGUUGCUGAGAAGACGGUUCCUCUACAAACAUAUGGAACUGCAGAUCCGGCAUUGACAUCCCUUAUUCGAUACCUAAUCCAUGAUUCGUCGCAGUAUGUGACGGGCAAUAUCUUCAUUGUGGAUGCUGGAGUCACCUUGCCAGGGGUCCCUAUUUUCUCUUCACUUUGAGAGAAAGAAAGCUUGUACGUAUCAUAAUAGUAUAUCAUAGUCUGGUUUUAGUCACAUUUGUUAAGAGUCCACUCUGGGUUGGUUUCAGAUUUGGGAUUCGAACUCUGUGUUCCAUAAAUUGUCAAACAUUUGGAGCUCCUACUCCCAUUUACUUUAUUACAUUAUUCUUACUGUGGUUAGGGGCUACUUGCCUACUUCCCUCUCUCCACACCUUGCUGCUGCCCGUAAAAAACAAACUCAGAAAGUCAGCCGUUGGCAUCUAAGCUGCAUAACUCAUGUUAGCCUCUAAGCUGCUGCAGCUCUGAAGGACUGAGACCUUGAGCUGGCCAAAUGAGUCUCCUGGCGGUUGAACUUCAACUUCCUGGCCUCCUCCGGCGAUACCCUCCACGCGUUGGCCAAAACGUCAGCCGGUAUAGCCCUGAUGGCGGAGGUUCUUCCGGCGAUCGAGUUGACCAUGGCGUUGUCGUUGGUCUUGAAAGAUACCCACUCGAACCUGUCGCUCUCGCAGCGUUUCACCACCGCGAAGUUCUGGGGCACCGUCAGCACCUGUCCCUCGCGCAGCUCGCCGUCGAACACCGAGUUGCCGUUCUCGUUCACAAUCUGGACUCUGGCCUGCCCUCUGAUGGCGUAGAUUAUGCUGUUGGCGUUCAGGUUCCAGUGCGGCAGCCUCAUGGCUUCCUGCAAAUUUGAGUUCCAAAGAUGGUUAGUUAAUCGGGGGGAAUGAAAUUAGGAAGCUGCAGAGGGAGAAGUGGGGUUACGUUGUAAAGAACACCCCUCUCAGCGCUGAGCUGGAUCCAUCGGAGGACGGGGAGGUUGUGGCUGUUGACGGUGGUGAUGCGGCCAGCUUCAGGGGUGAAGAUGUCUGCUCGUGAGGGAUCCCCGAUGUUCUCCUUCAUCCUCAUGGAGCAGAAGGUCUCUUCCAGGCCAUUGGCAAGCCCACGGCCACCCUGCAGCUGUCUCUCUUCCUGAAUCCUUUUCGGAGGCCUCACAAACUCCAGCUGGCCUUCAACUCGGACUAUGCUGCCUCUGUUGUCAUUCUCGCCCUGCAACUUCCUCGCCAAGCUCUCGUCGAUGUUGAAAGCCUCGGCGAUGAAGCUGGAGUCCAGUCCGCAGAAGAGGUUGUUGCAGGUGGAGGAGCCUCCUUGGCGUUGGCGCCUCUUUCGCUUCUCGUCCUGGCUGCGGCUCAGCCUUCCUCCUUGCUGUGAUUCCUGGAACUCGUCUUCCGGGUUCCCGGCCAGGUAGAAGUUCUGCCAACCAAAAUCAAACAACAACAAGUUCCACAUUCUGUUGGAUCAGAAGAAAACUACCAACCUACAGAGGAAGCCAUGAAAUGAAAUGGUGGGUUUUGGUUUUUGGACCCUGGGGUUGUUGUCAAGCUGGUUCAGGUGGCUGGAGGUGUCGUGGACGGUCACAGCGAUGACGGGAUCGUUGCCAUCGUUGUGGCACCAGUGGGCUACUCCGGCGGGGAUGGCGAUGAUGUCUCCUUCACGGAAGGUGCGAACCUUCUGGUGCUGGUCUCGCCCACUGCCGCCUUCUUCAAACUGCUGCGAUUCCUCGAACGUCUCGGGGCAUCCCGGGAACAUGAUUCCAGUGUGUCCCCUUCCUAGGAAUCACAGCAGCAAAAACAUUUGGUCAAGAAUCAAACACUUAUCCAACUAGUGAAGCAGAUGAUUGAGAUUGUUGAACAAUUAGUUAAUGCAUAUGGUUACCCUGAACGAUGUAGAUGAGCUGAGGAGUGUUGCUGUAAGACGGCAAGAGAAGGCCGUUGGGUUCGAUAGUGCGCCUCACAAUGGCAACUCCAGCGCACUGGAACUGCUGGUGGCUUGGGUUCCAAGUCUCGAUCGUACCGGCCUCGCUCUGGAUGCGGUUGUCGGGCUCGAUCGCGUUGAUCCGGUCGAGCUGGCACUCGUUCCCCUGCUGCCAUUGCUGCCUAGCCUGUGAAGCGUGGAAGAGGAGUGCGGAAAGGCAGAGUGAGAGGCAGAGAAGUGAAGGGCUGGAUCUCGCCAUGAUGAUGAUGAUGUUGUGGUAAGUGUCAAAGUGAUGAGCAGUGUUUGCUGAAAUUUGCAGAGGUAUUCUUUAUAGGAGAAAGGAGGGCAUUGAAGGGUCGCCGCCACAUAAGAAAUGAAGUGGACAGGUUUCUUCCGCCAUUCUUCACUUUGCAUGGAUGCAUGGCCCUCCAUUUCUUAACACCUAAUGAGGACAGGGGAGCGGCACUGCCGGAUCCAGGGGGUGGCCACCCCGGGCCCCGGCCCAGCCCUCCUCUGGAUCCGGAGUUAGUAUAGCCUUUAUGAAUUUUUCGAUUUUGGUUAUUCGGCCCAGUGUUAUUUUAUAAUAAGAUUGGGUGUAACUAGAAAAAUGAUUCAAAUUAACAUAUUCAAAUCACUACUAUAAAUUUAGCCUAGAAAUUUUAGCUCCAAAGAUUAUUCUUCAAAAAAAUAAAAAUAAUGA